CAUCAGGCUCGGCUAGCGGUUGCUAUAGGGUCGUCGGUUGUAGCGGUGCGACACUCACUCCACGUCCGCUGCUGGUACAAGACGCAUCGCUCCAGACCAGCUCCAGCACACAAUUUUACAGAGUCAAAUCCAUCUGGACCCAGUUGUCAAAUCUCGGCAUUUCAACAGAAGAUUUCAAAAAUGAAAACCUUCGGUGCAACUGUACUGCUGCUGUCAGUCUGUGGCCAUAUGCUGCCCGGCGCUGAAGGCACGUUCUGCAUAUUCUCCUCGGCCCCUGAGUGCCGCAAUUCCAACAUCUAUUCCUACUUCUCUGGCUUCGGCUCCCAGUCAAGAUCUGGUCGCGCCUCCGUGUUCACCACGAUCAGCUGCAUCGCACACCAAGUGCCCAAGCUCCCUUCAGAUUUCGAUCAGCCUCUCUAUCAGUAUCUGUUCGAGACCUUCGCUCGCAACACCCAUCUCUUGCCUCUCGGAGUUCCCAUGCAGAGCAAGUCAGAAGAUUUUGAAACAACAGCCAAGCUUGAGAAAUGUCUCUGGGGAAAGAUUGCUAACCGUGCGGGCACAGACGAAGAAAAAUCUGAUAAUGAAAUUGGCAUCUCGGCCGAAACUAAAACUGAAGAGUCAGCCUACCAACAAAUCUUUGCAAGCAGACAAGGCGGCUAUGACACACUCACUGGCUUGACUUUACUCGGAAGCAAACUGAUUGCAGCAAUCGUUGGAUACUCUAUUUUCGCCCUCACUAGUGUCUCUUGAUUUAUUGGUCCAAUGACCUGGCUUGAUCGGAACGAAAUUUGCGACUCUAAUAUUAAACAAUUUACCUGAUGAUCUAAUGGCAUUGAUAUUUAUCUUAGCAUCGACAUAUUUAUUUAUUUAUUUUCUGCUUAUUUUAAGUUUUUUACGAAUUGAAAUUUUAUGGAUGAAAAUUUUAUUACACUGUUUCUUAGUACACGUCUCUGCUCCUAUUUAUUUAAGCUGCGUGAUAAAAAUGAUCCUUCCUUGAUUUGAAUGUUGUAUUUCUUUAGGCAAGAAAUUGUUAUUUUUGUUGUUUAGCGUGCUAUGAUAUUAGCAGAAUUAGAGAUAAUAUAUAUGA
This is a messenger RNA of Hyalella azteca, 1087 nucleotides long. RefSeq lists its product as uncharacterized. Bases 181 to 750 code for a protein of 189 amino acids. The record is from RefSeq and is a predicted model, not a curated record. NCBI's taxonomy places the organism in Eukaryota, Metazoa, Arthropoda, Malacostraca, Amphipoda, Hyalellidae. The transcript has 3 exons.